AUGGAUUACAUGAUGCACGCAAAGUCAAACGAUUUGUUGGAUUUCCAAAAACUGGAUGCACUACUGGAAAAAAUUGCACAUUCCGUUUCUGUGAAGAGAGAGUCCAGUGAGGAGUGCAAUGGGAUCAGUGGUGCUCUGUCAGUGGAGUCUGUGCCGGGGCCAAGACUAAACCGGUGUCCUGCUAACGCCACAGCCUCCGCGCCCGCCCAGGGGCACCUGCCCACAGCCAGUCCUGUCAAAAUCAGGAUGGGGGACGGCGUGGACGCGGCUCAGAUGUCAGGCCACAGCAGCCAGGGCCCAGCCGGGGGUCCGGGAAACCCCCCACUCCCCGAGAUCAUAAACAUGACGCGGCCCAAGCGGCAGACCAAUCAGCUGCAGUUCCUCCUCAAAGUGGUGGUGAAGUCUUUAUGGAAGCACCAGUUUGCAUGGCCUUUUCAUUCCCCUGUAGAUGCCGUCAAACUAAAUCUGCCUGACUACUAUACAAUUAUUAAAAUCCCUAUGGACAUGGGCACAAUAAAGAAAAGGCUUGAGAACAGUUACUACUGGAAUGCCCAAGAAUGUAUCCAAGACUUCAAUACGAUGUUUACGAAUUGCUACAUUUACAACAAGCCUGGAGAUGAUAUUGUCCUUAUGGCUGAGUCAUUAGAAAAGGCUUUCCUCCAAAAAAUCACAGAGAUGCCUCAAGAAGAAAUUGAGAUUGCUGUUAUGACUGGAAAAGGACGAGGUCGAGGACGUAAAGAUGCAGGUAUGACCCUUAAACCAGGGGCCAUCAUUGAUCCUACAUCCACAACUCCGACGACACGCCUGUCCAACCUGUCAGCAACACCACAGAGCAGAGGACCAGCACAGGGCCCGGCUUCACUACCUCCUCAGCCCAUAAUGCAGUCAGAAUGCGCCUCGCAAGUUCCCAUCAUGACGUCUGUGCCACCUGCUGCACAGACGGCCUUGGCCCCAACGCCGCUCCAGAGCUCUGCCCCACUGCUGCAAAACCCCAUGACCAUGACCAAACAAAGAAAGAGUCAGAAACGGAAAGCGGACACAACAACACCCACAGCAAAUGACCAACUGAGUGAAUCCUCACCAGCCGAGUCAAAGUCAGGGAAAACCUUCCCCCGGCGAGAAAGCACUAGGCCUUCAAAACUCAUGAAGAAGGAGGCUCCGGACUCUCAACAUCACAUAGGCCUGGGAGCAAGUGGAGGUCUUAGUCCGAAACCUCAGGAUCAAUUGGGAUACUGUGCCAGCCUGGUUAGAGAAAUGCUGUCAAAGAAACACGCGGCUUACGCUUGGCCAUUUUACAAACCUGUUGAUGUAGAUGCACUCGGACUACAUGAUUAUCAUGACAUUAUCAAACAUCCAAUGGACCUUAGCACCAUCAAGGCCAAAUUGGAAAACAAGCAAUAUCGGGAUCCCCAAGAAUAUGCUGCAGAUGUGCGAUUAAUGUUUUCUAACUGCUACAAGUACAAUCCACCUGAUCACGAGGUGGUAGCCAUGGCACGCAAAUUACAGGAUGUUUUUGAGAUGCGCUUUGCAAAAAUGCCCGAUGAGCCUGAGACAAAGCCUCUGGUUUCUGCCCCGGCCUCUUCUCUUCAUCACCCUGCCCCCGUCAAACCACAGCCGCCUCUGAGCCACGCCGCAUCCUCGUCAGACAGCUCGAGUGACUCCUCGUCAGAAUCGGAGUCGUCAACAGAUGACUCUGAGGAGGAACGGGCCCAGAGGCUGGCUGAACUUCAAGAGCAGCUAAAAGCUGUCCAUGAACAACUGGCUGCCUUAUCCCAACCCCAAGCCAGCAAACCAAAGAAAAAAGAAAAGGAUAAGAAAGAGAAGAAAAAGGAAAAACAUAAGAAGAAAGUCAGUGCGCCAGGCCAUGUCGAGGAAAUACAAGAAGCAACUCCAGUGCCACAGAUUCCCAAAAGGACAAAGACUAGUACAAUAAACAAUAAAGAGCCGGUUUCUAAGAAGAAAAGUAAAAAGGAGUGGGUGAAAGGCAGCCUCCCUCCAAUCCUUCCUCCUGCUCCGUCUCUGGAAGAAGAGCUGGCGGCUGCUGGUGCUUCUGUCGCUGGGGAGAAGUGUAAACCUAUGACGUAUGAGGAGAAGAGGCAACUUAGUUUGGACAUUAACAAGCUUCCAGGUGACAAGCUUGGACGAGUAGUGCAUAUCAUUCAAUCAAGAGAACCCUCGCUCAAAAACUCAAACCCAGACGAGAUUGAAAUAGACUUUGAAACGCUCAAACCUUCUACUUUACGAGAGUUGGAGAGAUACGUGUCAUCUUGUCUACGGAAAAAGAAGAAGGCCCCUGAAAAACCUUUGGAGGCAGUGUCCAAAAAGACUGGUUCCUCUUCGGAAAGCAGUGGCUCAAGCUCUGAUAGUGAGGGAGAGGGGCCUGGUAUGAUGAAACCGAUGAAAAAGAAGAGUCAUUCUGGGAAGGAAGCAAAGAAAUCUCAUCCCCACAUUCAGCCUCAGGCCAACAGUCAGAUAAAGGAGAAUCAACCUUCUCCAGCCGGAUUCAUGGCGCCCCCUGUAGCUGCUCUGGAGUCAUCGCAAAUGUUGGAAAACAGUUUUGACUGUAUUCCCUCUUUCGGGCAGCCUCCAGUGCAUCUGCCCCAUCAUGCAGGAAAUGCCUCGUCUCCCUCAGCCCCCCACCUCAACGCUCACGCUGCUGCUCCAGUGUCCCCGGAAACGCACCCUUUCCUCAACCAACAUCCCGUCCUGCAGUCCCCAGCGUUGCACAGUUCGAUGCCUCAGCAGCCUUCACGACCGAGCCACAAGGCGGCGCCACUUCAUCCCAAACUUCAACUUCAACAACUGCAACUGCUGCAGCAGCAGCAGCAGCAGCAGCAACAACAACAGGCAGCAGCGCCCCAGCUGCCUCCGGCCACUGCCCCUCCACAGCACCAGCUCCCAGCACAGAUCCACCACCCCUCUCAGCCGCUCAAUCAGCGGCCUCUGUCUCCCCCCACACUCACCCCACAGGGAAUGCUCUCGUCUCAGCCCCCACAGCUGUUGCUAGCAGACGAUGAAGAGACCCCCGGCUCUUUGAACCCUGUGCAGUUGUACCUGCAACAGUUUCAGCAGGCGCACCAGCCGCCACAGAUGCCCCCGCUUCAGGGGCAUAGUCGGCAGCCUCAGCCAGGGCAUUUACAGACUGUCCCAGGGCAGCUGUCCUCUCAGGCACCUCUGCCUCCUCCCCAGCUCCCUGUUCAGACCCAGACUCUACAAACUGCCCCGCUUCAACCCCCCAUGCAACAAAUGCCCCUUCUUACGGCCCGCCACAUGCAGCACACGCAGCCACCACAGCAAACACAACCACAGCAGUUGAACUUUCAGCAGGUGCCUGGACUAGCGGGUCAGUCCCAGGCAACACAACACAAAGUAUCCAUGCCCAUCAACAAAGCACAACAAGUCAUUCAGCAGCAACAAGAGCUAGCGCCACCACGAACUGUGAAGCCUGACCCUUACAACACAGGUAACAUGAGGGACAACCCAUCUCCACUCAUGAUGCAUUCCCCACAAGUUCCCCAAUUUCCUCCAGUCUCUCACCCCUCCCCUCCUCACAACAUACAGUCUAAAAAGCAACGAAUACCUGUAACACAAGACCUCAUCAAGGAGGAAAAACUCCCUCCAUCUCCAUUGAUGAGGGGAGAGCCUUUCAACCCUGCCAUGAGACCAGACCAGCCCAAACAUGAAGUCAAGCCCAUUCAACAAGGCCACAGUCAACAUAGGCCGGACUCAAAAUCCAUGGACAACUCGUCGCGGCCUGUUAUUCGGUCAUCAGAACCCAGUGGUCCUCCAUCCUCCAAUCUAGAGAAGGAAAAGUACAAGCAAGAGUCCAAGGCAUCUGUGGCUCCUAAAAAGGUCCAGGAUGUAAAACUAAAGAAUAUGGGCUCAUGGGCCAGUCUGGCUCAAAAGUCUACGUCCGCUCCACACUCUGCUGUAAAAUCGUCCAGUGACAGUUUUGAGCAGUUCCGUCGUGCUGCUCGGGAAAAAGAAGAAAGGGAAAAGGCUCUGAAGGCUCAAGCAGAACAAGUCGAAAAAGACAGACUACGAAGAGAGCAAGACAAACUACGGGGUCGAGAUGAGGACGAGGUGAUAGAAACAAGUCGACGUGUGCAUGAGGAGCCCCGGAGGCGGCACGAGCCACAGCACCUGCCCUCCGUGCCCCAGCCCCCUCCACAGCAACAGCAGCAGCAGCAGCAACAGCAGCAACAGCAGCAGGAGCCACCAGUGGCCCCAGUACAGCCACCCGCCCCGCCCCCUACACCUCCCCAGCCCACCGCACAGAACCCCCUCGACCAACAGAGAGAAAUGGCGCGAAGGCGCGAGCAGGAGAGGAGGAGACGAGAAGCGAUGGCAGCAACUAUAGACAUGAACUUCCAAAGUGACUUAAUGGCUAUUUUUGAAGAAAACCUAUUCUGA
Knipowitschia caucasica is the source of this 4413-nucleotide messenger RNA. Lineage: Eukaryota; Metazoa; Chordata; Actinopteri; Gobiiformes; Gobiidae. The record is from the annotation of a GenBank genome assembly.